AUGCGACUUAAGCCCACUGAAAGAAUCACUGCUAUCUGGGUGAUAUAUUACAAAGAAAUUUUUGAUUACCCUUAUUUGGGAGUACAAUCGAGCGAAGGCCGUUUUUACACAUUAGCCCCGGAAAUGCUUGAGAUCAAACUUGUAGCAGAUGCGAGUGAAGGAGCCCUGCUUGGAUUAUACUUCGACGACUCACCAUGCAAACCAAUUCGUAUGCACAGCUUUGGGAUUUUUUCCGCCGAUACCAAGCCCAAAGAAAAGCAGUCACAGCCUGAGACUUCUGACUUGAAGUUUCGAGUCACUCCGGAUUCGCACUAUUCCUCUAUUUUUUAUAAACUCAUGGGAUGCAUGUGGAGUCAGUUCAGUUCUCAGGCUAUAUUUGAGAAUGUUUCUUAUCUAGAGACAUGCUCUGUUGGCGUUCGAUGCAUGGGCAUGAUUCUGACAUACUUCGAUGGCCACCAAAAGGUGCUGGGUCAGUGGUAUGAGCAUCACCCUUCAAUUAGUGCUGUCAUCCAUAACCUAGAGCCCAUACCUGGCCAAGGAUUGCGCUUUUUCAUAUCCUAUGCGGAAGAAUACGGACUCAGUUAUCUUGAACGCGUUGAACUACGGCCACUGAAACGCGGCAAUGUUGUCAAUGAUGCAACCGAUCAAACGAUGGUCGAGGUGAACUAUGCGGUUUGUCCCCAAGCAUCCGAUUAUGCGUUAUUAAGCUGA
This is a messenger RNA of Penicillium malachiteum, 711 nucleotides long. RefSeq lists its product as uncharacterized. The record is from RefSeq and is a predicted model, not a curated record. The transcript has 2 exons. The coding region runs from base 1 to 711 and encodes 236 amino acids. NCBI's taxonomy places the organism in Eukaryota, Fungi, Ascomycota, Eurotiomycetes, Eurotiales, Aspergillaceae.